AUGUUUGCACAUGAUAACCCUUCGCUUGAGCAAACCAAGUCCAAGAAAAACGUCGAUUUCCUUUCUUUAAAGCCGUUAGAUAUGUUUAAAAUUAUGAAUACACUGAGUUCUCAGAAUCCGCACGAUCGGGGAGCUGUCUCGACGAGUGGGCCAUUUCCCCAGAAACUCCGUGGCUUCGAUGUUGGAUCUCGGGGCUCAGUGAAAGAUUCAAUACCCAAUGGUAGUGAAACACCAAUAAACGUUGCGCCAACUAGAGCUUAUGAUACCCUUUGUGACUCCGAAUUAGAGUCGGGGAUAAAAGAUAUUUUCACUAACACUCAAAACAACACGGUACUAAGCCCCGAAUACUGUGAUUCGACCUUAUCUCGAAUAAAUUCGCAUGAUGAAGGAAACCACAAAACCGGUCAUUCCAAAAGGUCUCCUCAAUCUGAUUCUAAAGAUCGUUUUUUAGCGUCUAAUAGAAUCGGCCCCUCUAUCAUUCCGACUUCUGAUAUCAACUUCCCGUCAAGACAGGAUAUUGAACGCUCUUACACACCCCAGAACGAAGUAAAAAAUCCAAUUUCGAGUUUUGGUACCGUUUCAACGUCUGGAUUUUACAUGAUUUCCAAAACUCCUGUCGUUAUGAACCCAUACACACAAACAUCCGAUCAUUUUGCAGAGAAAGUACUUGCUUCCGACCUUCAUUUAGAAAUCAACCAAAAAGAGGCCCAAAGCCUGGUACAGCCUUCUCAGCAGAGGGAGCCAAGCCCUACAUCCAAUCAGAAAGAAACAACUCCAAUCUCUCUUAGUGUAUUGAAAUGCAGCCCUGAAGCUAAGGCAUUUCCCUGGCAGACUUCGGCGCCGCCUGCCAAGGAACUCUCUGGCUCUUGGUUGGAUUCUGGUUCGGAUGGUGUGAAAACUAUCUCUUCAGAAGUCGGUGGCCCGGUUCUAGGAAGCGCAGGCUACUCCUUCGUUACAGAAUCUAGAUUCGCUGCUAUUGCUCAAAAACUUAGUAAAGGUAGCAAUAACGGAGCGAUCAUUCCAAAAGAUAUUGCGACUGAGACUCCCAAUCAAGACCGGUCUAAGUUUAGCCACGAUACAUCUCCCAAAGAAAUGCUACAGGAACAACAACCAACGGAACAUCUUAUUCAACCAAGGGAAGUGCCAAAUAUCGACAUCAGUGGCGAUCCGCAUUUCAAGAACCAUUCAGGAACUGAGGAGGGGGCUCCUAUAUCGAUGUCAACAACAGCCUCCGGUUUCGGGGAACUUUUGGGGUUUAAAGAAGCCCCAGGUCAAUCCGUGCCAGACUCCUCGGAUAUAGUGGAUGACGAUUCUAAUCACACAUCUUCAGGAGGGGAUAAAAAUGAAAAUGAAGAAAAUGCAGAGAUUCAAGCUUUAGGAAAUCUCAAAGAUAUUGUGCUCGUUAGCCAUAAGCCAUAUACAAAACGCAUAACUGCUAGGCGUCGAGUGCGCCAAGGAGAAUUUGCUAAAUGGUGUGAAGGGAAAUCUAAAGAAAUCCAAAUCGAAGCAAUAAUUGAACGUCAUCAACAGGAUGAGGAAAAAAUGUCCGCGAGAGCAAUGAUUACAUCUCACAAAUUCAUUAUCUCGGACCCUCGUGAAUAUCAAAUGGAGCUUUUCGAAAUUGCCAAGGAACGAAAUACCAUCGCAGUGCUUGAUACAGGCUCCGGCAAAACCCUUAUUGCUUGUCUUUUAAUCCGACAUAUGGUUGACCAAGAGCUUGAAUCUCGUAUGCUUGGUCGUCACCGCCGUGUCAGCUUUUUUCUUGUCGACUGUGUAACACUUGUUUUUCAGCAGGCGGCAGUUUUGAAUUGCAAUAUUGAUGCAAAGAUUGGCAAGUAUUGUGGUAACAUGGGAGUUGAUCUCUGGAAAAAAGAUAUUUGGGAUAAAAUUCUUGAUGAUGAGCAGGUUAUUGUCAUGACGGCAGAUGUGCUUUACAAUUGCCUCACGCAUGCAUUUAUCACGAUGGAAGAUAUAAAUCUUCUUUGCUUUGAUGAGGCGCAUCACGCAAAGAAAAGGCAUGUAUAUGCACGGAUAAUUAAAGAUUUCUAUAUAUGUGGGCCUGAAGAUAUGAGACCGAAAAUCUUCGGGAUGACAGCUUCACCAGUUGACGCACGAGUUGAUGUUGUUCAGGCUGCCUUAGAGCUUGAAGAACUUCUUCACAGCAAAAUUACAACUGCAAGUGACCUGAUGCUGCUCCAGAGCUCUGUUAACCGCCCUAAAGAGGAAGUUGCAGCAUACAGCAAGCUUCAAGCUCCAUUUCAAACCCAGCUCUGCUCAAAACUCUACAGCAAAUAUGGUAAAUACGAAUCCUUCGGAAAGAUAUUUGCGUUCUCCAAGCAGUGUGCUUCCGAACUCGGCCCUUGGUGUGCAGAUCAAGUAUGGAGAUUUGCACUGUCUGAACAAGAAUACCGCAAACUCAAGCGUAAAGAGGAACGCAAUGUGAAUCGCCAAAGUAGUCAGAAUGGUCUCGAUCUUAUCGAAAAGGAUAUACAACUCCUCCGGGAAGCAAAGGCGGAUGUUCAGAAUCAUAUUUUUGACACCCCGGAUCCAGAGACCAGUGAUUUAAGCUCAAAGGUAGUUUUACUGCAUCGGUUCCUUAGACAUGUGUAUGCCGAAGAAAACAACAACAAGUGUAUCAUCUUUGUCAGUAGAAGAUACACUGCUCGUGUCCUGGCUGCACUAUUGAAGGAAGUCGGGAGCCAGCAUAUGAAACUUGGUAUCCUUAUUGGAUCAAGUUCCUCCGGUGCCGGUGAUGAGAACGUCACUUUCAGACAACAAAUGAUAACUGUGAGCCAGUUCAGGAGGGGUAAAUUGAAUUGUCUCAUUGCUACUUCGGUGGCGGAGGAGGGCUUGGAUAUACCUGAUUGUAGUUUGAUUAUUAGGUUUGAUCUAUAUACCACGAUGAUUCAAUAUAUCCAGUCGAGAGGACGAGCACGUCAUUCAAAAUCUCGCUAUAUUCAUAUGCUGGAGGCCGGCAACGAAGAGCAUAGGAGAAUUCUCGGCGACGUACGAAGCGCAGAGGGGAUCAUGAGAACGUUUUGUCAAAGCCUUCCGGAAGAUAGAUUACUUAACGAACCACCCAAUAGCGAACAUCUCCUUGAUGAAAACGAUCGUAUUUACAUCGAGCCAGAGAGCGGUGCGAAGCUAACCUUUUCGUCUGCAAUGCAAAUUAUGGGACACUAUCUUGGUAGCUUGCCUCAUGAUGGCGAAGAUUUAUCUCCACCUAUCUAUAAAGUCCGCCAUCUUGGAGAUAGGUCGUAUAUCUGUGAAUUAUUACUCCCUGCUGGAUCGCCAAUCACUUGCGUUGAGGGCGCAGUCAUGACUACUAAAGCCGGGGCAAAAAGAGCCGCUGCAUUCGAAGCUUGCUUGAAACUCAGAGCUAAAGAACAUCUAAAUGCUCACCUCCUCCCAAAAUAUAGACUGAGGGAUAUUCCAAAGAUGGCCAAUGCACACUUGGCCUUGGAUUCCAGCAAGACUCAAAAUUAUGCAUCGAAAGAGAAACCUACAUUCUGGACAAUCCAAGAUAGCAUACCUCCUCCACAGGCUUGGAUAACUAUAUUUCUUUUAUCCAAUCAACAGGAGAUCAAUGAAAGGCUUCUGCCAAUAGCUAUCGCUACCAGGGAAAAGCUUCCUAAUAUUCCAAGCUUUCCUAUAUAUUCCGAUAGAGGUGCCCUUUCAGAUGUUAUUUCAUUACGUCUAAAUAAACCUUUGGAUGUAACGGUUGAGAAACUUGAAUUGCUCAGUAGGUUCACUAUACGUUUGUUCUACGACUUAUUCAAUAAGCUUUUUGAGCAAGACGACUCGACGUUUCCAUAUUGGAUCGCACCGUGCAAAAGCGGAGAGUGGAAUGAGGAAACCUUAGCUGACGAUGUACUUGACUGGGAAAUGAUGACAGACAUCAUGUCCUCCCUACAAUUAGAGUGGAAUGACAAAACACCAAUCAAUAACUUCGUUGAUAGGUUUCUUGUGGAUAGAAGGCAGCGGAGUAGACGUUUCGUUGUCUAUGAUUGUGAUCCAACGUUAAGUCCCAAGGAUCCUGUUCCAAUGCAAAUAGCUCAUGGAUCGACAAUCUCCAAUAUACUUGACUACUCAUAUAAUGCUGGGAAAAAGGGUGCUGCAAAAUGGAAGUACAUAAAAUGGAAAAUCCCGGAGACAGAACCUGUACUAAUAGCUGACCGACUGCUGCAUCGGCUGAAUUACUUGGACCCCCCUACUGAGAAGGAUGCGAAUACGUGUACCGAAGCUUGGAUUUGCCCUUCGGCUUUUCAAGUUUCUAUGAUACCGUGUCACAUUAUACAUAUGGCCAUGAUAUUUCCGUCUAUCAGCACUAGAAUCGAUGCAUACCUUCAUGCUUGGGACGUCUGCAAGCUACUAGGAAUGGAAGACUUGGAUCUUGGGCUGGCUUUAGAGGCUAUCACAAAGGAUUCCGAUAAUUCUCAUGAACAUAAUAAAGAUCAAGUGAAUCCAAGGAAAGGAAUGGGAAAUAAUUAUGAGCGCUUGGAGUUUUUAGGAGAUUGUUUCUUGAAAGUAGCAUCUUCCGUUAGUCUUUUUGCGGAAAAUCAUGAGAACGACGAGUAUCAGUUGCACGUUAAACGUAUGUUACUCGUUUGCAACCAGCACCUAUUUGAAAAAGCCAAACGAAUCAACCUACCAACUUAUAUCCAAACGGAGGGAUUCUCGCGCCGCUGGUGGUAUCCAGCCACCAUGAAACAGAUUUUAGGAAAGGGCACUGGUAAGAAAAUUAGUAAGCCAGGCAGUCUACAUAGGCUCGCCGACAAAUCUAUUUCCGAUGUAUGUGAGGCCUUGAUAGGAGCAGCAUUCAUUGACAAAGGCCUUGAUGGCGCUACCGAGAUGGUAACUGCCAUUUUACAAACACCAGAACACCAGCAGAAAGAAUGGGCGGAUUACUACAAAGGAUAUACCAAACCUGGAUACCAGACUGCUCUGCCCUCUGCUUCACAGAUAAAAUUAGCAAGGGACAUUGAGAAACAGAUUGGCUAUAAAUUUCAAUCUCCAAAGUUACUUGUGUCUGCGUUCACACAUUCAAGUAAUCCUUACUCUUGGGAGAAGGUGCCAUGCUACCAGAGGCUGGAAUUUUUAGGAGAUUCUCUACUGGAUCUGGUGUGUGUGCGGUAUAUCUUUAAUAAAUAUCCAGAGGCAGAUCCCCAAUGGUUAACCGAGCACAAAAUGGCCAUGGUUUCAAACAAGUUUCUCGGCGCCGUUUCUGUCGAAAUGGGCUUUCAUCGAAAACUUAAGAGAGUUGGCCAGCAUUUAGAUAUUGCGAUUCGAGACUAUGCGAUAGAAAUCACAGAGGCCAAAGAGAAAUCGAACGGAGCAGUUGACUUCUGGACAUCAGUAAGCCCACCACCAAAGGCUCUACCUGAUAUCCUCGAGGCAUUUAUCGGUGCCUUAUUUGUCGACUCCGAAUUCAAUUACCAGAUAGUUGAAAAAUUCGUCUCUGAUUUCAUCCUUCCAUACUUCGUUGACAUGACUAUUUAUGACAAUUUUGCUGGCCAACACCCGACCACCUUCCUCACUCAGCGCAUGACAGACUUGGGUUGCACCAAUUGGGGUUACGAAAGUGAGCAAAUCAGGACUGAAGAAGAGUACUUUAUUCUCACCGGGAUUUUGAUCCAUAGCAAGGUUUUCGCGUUUGGGAAAGGACCAUCUGCGAAAGCUGCAAGAAUUUGUGCGAGCGAGGCUGCGCUUGAAAAGUUAAAUAGUGAUGGGUUGAUUGAGUUCCAAGGCAUCUGUGAUUGUAAAAUUGUGGGGGAGAAUGAGAUGAAGGAUCUAGAAAGAGCUAAGGGUAUUAGAGCGAAUGGUGAGGAGGAGGAAGUUGUUUGGCUAGAGGAAUAA
This is a messenger RNA of Morchella importuna, 5856 nucleotides long. RefSeq lists its product as uncharacterized. The record is from RefSeq and is a predicted model, not a curated record. Lineage: Eukaryota; Fungi; Ascomycota; Pezizomycetes; Pezizales; Morchellaceae. The transcript is spliced from 9 exons. The coding region runs from base 1 to 5856 and encodes 1951 amino acids. Gene Ontology annotation, molecular function: ribonuclease III activity; ATP binding; DNA binding. Gene Ontology annotation, cellular component: nucleus; RISC complex; cytoplasm. Gene Ontology annotation, biological process: siRNA processing.